AUGACUUAACGUCACAUCAACGUUGAACAUUUGGAAAUGAGUUGAACCACGGACUUAGAUAAUUCCGUGGUUGAACUGAGUGUUGAUUGAAAGUCAACUUUUGUUGACUGUACGAACUGAAAAGGCACUUCAUGGUAAGACUGAAAUAAUUGUGAAUCAAAGAAAGUUUAAAGACAGUUACUAUGGAAGUUAAGGAAGUAAACGGGCAGCUACCAGAUGGGAAAUUGAAUGGCUGUGAUUCUGGGACAGAUUCAUCCACAUUUGACAUCACAAGUACAGACUCUGAUCCAUCCACGGCUACUGUCACCAGUGUAACAUCACAGACUGACAGUCAGUCACAGCUGGAGUACUUAGAAACUAAUUGUCAAGUGAAUGGACAUACCAAAAUAAAAGAAAUGGACCAAGAUUCUCUUUCAUUGGAUUUAUCAAAGAGUGAUUCUCAAGAUUUAGACCUCAGUAUAUCAAGUUCAGAUAAAGAAAAUAUUAAAGAUGAGACUUUGACAAACACUAAACCUCAAUCAUGCCUUCCAAAACUUGACAAACCUGAUUGGUACUUAAAUCCAUGUUUCCAAAACUACUGGCAGCAUUACUAUCACUGUAUGGCUUGGUUCCAUAGACACAACAGUGUCACAAAAAACCUGACCCAACCACAGAGCACAGGGGGUUUUCCCCCAGGAGGCCCGCCCGCUAUGGCAAGGUUGCCUUGGGCAGGGGUCGCAUCCUCCUAUAAAUGGCCAAAUUCUGGCUGCCCUCCUAGGGAAAAUCCAUACCACAUGGGGGCUAGACAUAGGGGUAAGAAUAGACGAAAAGGUAACGGGAGAGGGCGGGGCCACAGGGGUGCCCAACACCACAGCCAUGUAAGGAACACCUGUAAUGGACAAGUUCUAACAGAGGAAAAAAGUUUGACAAGUCAGGAGAAUCAACAGGGAUCAGACAGUGACAGCGAAGUUUUUGAAAUGGAAAUUACAGAUGACAUGGUGGAAUUCUUCACAAAAUCUGAACAACACAAAAAGGAAAGAGAUGCCAAGAAGACUGAGGAAACAAAAGAAGACAGCAGACUUGAUUUGGAAGGAGCUAAUGCUACAAAGAAAGCUCCUACCACAGCAGCUCCACUAGAGCGACCAGGUGUCCGACGGACCCAGGAAAUGGUCCUAUUGUAUGGAAAGGGUGCAGCCAUGGUCCAUGGUAUGGAGACAGCCAUGCAGAUGUCUUACGAUCGUAACAUGGACAUACUACAACCAAAGUAUUGGCCGAACAUGCCUCUAAAGAUCUCUUUUAGUUAAUCAAUAAACUUCUAGUAUUAUCA
Molecule: messenger RNA, 1306 nt
Organism: Mizuhopecten yessoensis (Yesso scallop)
Lineage: Eukaryota; Metazoa; Mollusca; Bivalvia; Pectinida; Pectinidae
Product: gem-associated protein 8-like
Exons: 4
Coding region: 183-1283 (366 amino acids)
Biological process (GO): spliceosomal snRNP assembly
Cellular component (GO): SMN complex
Source: RefSeq, a predicted model, not a curated record